GACGGCGGAGGCUUCAAACCGGCGCUUGGCUGCCGCCGCCAUUUCUGUAGAGGGGAAGGGCGGAGAAAGCUGCGUUGAUGGCGCUGUUCCCGGCCUUUGCGGGCGUGAGUGAGGCCCCCGAUGGUGGGAGCUCCCGGAAAGAAUUAGACUGGCUGAGCAACCCUAGCUUUUGUGUUGGAAGCCUGCCGUCGCUGAGCCACCAAACUGAGGAGCCCACGGCCCUGGUUUCUGAAGGGGCACCACUGCCAAGGAGUUCUUUGAAAUCAGAACCUGCAGAUGAAAGUGACACCGACCAGAAGCUCAUCCAAACGAGCAGAAAAAAGAAGAAAGAGAGGAAGAAGAAGAGGAAGCAUCAGCAUCACAGGAAGACAAAGAGAAGGCGCAGGCAGUCUGGCAGCAGUGAGUCUGAGCCGAACACUGAUUCUGCCGAGGACGGGCCCUCCAGGGGCAGCAGGAGGGCCUCCGAGAAACCAGGUCCAGGAAGUAACUCUGCUGCGGAGACUGGACGUCGCCUUGUUUGGCUUGAGGAUGUCCAGGCUGUGAGUGGAGAAACCUUCAGAACAGAUAAGAAGCCUGAUCCUGCCAACUGGGAGUAUAAGUCUCUCUACCGCGGCGAUAUAGCAAGAUACAGGAGGAAAGGAGAUUCCUGCCUUGGCAUAAACCCCAAGAAACAGUGUAUUUCUUGGGAAGGGGCUUCCACAGGAAAGAAGCGGACCCGUAAGCAUGUCGAACGCUAUUUUACAAAGAAGAGUGUGGGACUGAUGAACAUCGAUAGCGUCGCCAUUACCAGUGAAACUGCAUCUCCCUCGGCGGAGCCAGGCCCCUUUAUCCCAGUGAAGGACUCGGAUGAUGUGACUGCUCCUGUUGCAGCCUGGCUGAAUCCUUUAGGGGUUUAUGAUCAGUCAACCACACAGUGGUUACAAGGACAGGGUCCUUCCGAGCAAGAGUCAAAGCAGCCUGACUCACAGGCAGACAGAGAGAGUGCUGCUCUCAAGGCCAAGGUCGAGGAGUUUAACAGGAAAGUUCGGGAGAAUCCUUGUGAUACUCAGCUGUGGAUGGCAUUCGUUGCUUUCCAGGAUGAGGUCAUGCGGUGUCCUGGUCUGUACGCCAUCGAGGACGGCGAGCGGGAGACGCGGAAGAAGUCCCUGAGGCUGCUCCUGGAGAAGAAGCUGGCCGUCCUGGAGCGGGCCGUCGAGAGCAACCCGAGCAGCGUGGAGCUGAAGCUCGCCAAGCUGCAGCUGUGUGCCGAGUUCUGGGAGCCCUCCGCUCUGCUCAAAGAGUGGCAGAAACUGAUUUUUUUACACCCUAAUAAUACAGCCCUUUGGCAGAAAUACCUUUUAUUUUGCCAGAGCCAGUUUAGCACCUUCUCAGUAUCAAAGAUUCACAACCUGUAUGGAAAGUGCUUGAGUACUUUGUCGGCUGUGAAGGACGGCAGCGUCUUGUCUCACCCCGCGCUGCCUGGCACGGAAGAGGCGAUGUUUGCGCUCUUUCUUCAGCAGUGCCACUUUCUGCGGCAGGCUGGCCACUCGGAGAAGGCCGUCGCUUUGUUCCAGGCCAUGAUUGACUUCACUUUCUUCAAACCCGACAGCGUGAGAGAUCUGCCGACCAAAGUGCAGGUGGAAUUCUUUGAGCCCUUCUGGGAUAGUGGAGAGCCCCGGGCUGGGGAGAAGGGAGCCCGGGGCUGGAGAGCGUGGAUGCACCAGCAGGAGCGCGGUGGCUGGGUGGUCAUCAACCCAGAUGAGGAGGAGGAUGAGCCGGAAGAGGACGACCAGGAGAUAAAGGAUAAGACUCUGCCCAGGUGGCGAAUCUGGCUUGCUGCGGAGCGUUCCCGAGACCACAGGCAUUGGCGGCCCUGGCGCCCUGAUAAGAGCAAGAAGCAGACAGAGGACGACUGUGAGGACCCUGAGAGACAGGUGCUGUUUGAUGACGUUGGACAGUCUCUCAUCAGACUCUGCAGUCCCGAUCUUCAGUUCCGACUUGUGGAGGCCUUUCUGCAGGUCCUGGGUGUGCCUUCUGGCUUCACGCCUCCCGCCUCCUGCCUUUACCUGGCUCUGGACGAGAACAGCAUCUUUGAGAACGGGCUUUAUGAUGAAAAGCCCUUGACGUCCUUCAGCCCUUUGUUUUCUGGUGUCAGCAGCGUUGGCCGGAUGGACCCGCUGGGCUGUCGGCGGUGGACCAGGGGUCACGGUCGAGAGGGCGAGGACUUCAUCCGCAACAUCUUCCACCUCGUGAUGCCUUUGUUUUCAGGCAAGGAAAAGUCUCAGCUCUGCUUCUCCUGGCUGCAGUACGAGAUUGCCAAGGUCAUUUGGUGUCUUCACACUAAAAAUAAGAAGAGAUUAAAAUCACAGGGGAAAAACUGCAAAAAACUAGCCAAGAAUCUCCUUAAGGAGCCAGAAAACCGCAACAACUUUUGCCUCUGGAAGCAGUAUGCGCAUCUGGAGUGGUUGCUUGGCAACACCGAGGACUCCAGGAAAGUUUUCGAUACGGCGCUCAGCUUGGUGGGAAGCAGAGACCUGAAGGACCAUGAACUCUGUGAGCUUAGCCUGCUCUAUGCCCAACUGGAGGUGGAGACGGAGCUGUCACCAGACUCCACGGGGUCCGCCACGGCCCGAGCUGUCCACGUAUUAACCCGACUGACCGAGAGCAGUCCCUACGCGCCCUACACGGGGCAGGUGUUGGCUGUGCACAUUCUGAAGGCCCGGAAGGCUUAUGAGCACGCGCUGCAGGACAGCCUGAGUGAGAGCUGUGGCCCCACUCCAGCGCCUGUCCCUUCUGUCAGUUGCCUGAUCAGCUUGGUCAGGUGCUUUAUGCUCUUCCAGUAUUUGACUGUAGGGAUUGACGCUGCCGUGCGGGUAUACGAGCAGGUGUUUGCCAAACUGAAAGAGUGUGUUUUCCCGGAAGGCUCUGGCCUGGAGGACAGAGCGGGCUCCCCGAGUCUGAGCGGAGCCCUGGAAGCGGUCACCCUGAUGCACACGAGUCUGCUGCAGUUCCACAUGCGAGUCAGCGUUUACCCUCUGGCUCCUCUGCGAGAGGCACUCUCAGAGGCUUUACAGCUGUAUCCUGGCAACCAGGUUCUUUGGAGGUCAUAUGUGCAGGUGCAAAAUAAGUCCCACAGUGCCAGCAAGACUAGAAGGUUCUUCGCUGCAAUCACCAGGUCUGCCAAACCCUUGGAGCCUUGGCUGUUUGCAAUUGAAGCUGAGAAGACGAGGCGAAGGCUGGUAGAGACGGUCCAGAGGGUAGGUGGUGGAGAGGUCCACUCCACGAUCCCCGAGACUGGCCUGACGCACCGGAUCACGGCCCUGUUCGAGAAUGCGCUGCGGCGUGAUGAUGGCAGCCAGUGCCCCCUACUGUGGAGGAUGUAUUUGAACUUUUUGGUCUCCUUAGGAAAUACAGACAGAAGUAAAGGUGUGUUCUACAGAGCACUUCAGAAGUGCCCGUGGGCAAAGGCCUUGUACCUGGACGCUGUGGAGCACUUCCCCAAUGCCAUGCAGGAGGUGCUGGACCUGAUGACCGAGAAGGAGCUGCGUGUGCGCCUGCCGCUGGAGGAGCUCGAGCUGCUGCUGGAGGUGUUGGCACCUCUGGGACAAGGAUGGCUGUGCCUGGGGGAGGAGCUGCCACCACCUUCUGUGCCGUGUCCCAGAACCGACACGGGGAGGCGAUCUCUGUGGACAGAGGCAAAGGACACCCUGAUGUGCCAGGUAAAACCAUACACAGGACUGCUGUUCUCACCUAGAGACAACAUGGCUGUUUCCCGGCUGCGCGAAGGGUCCCCAGGGGAGCUCAGUGACUUCCCCACAGCCAUCCUGAAUGACUGCCCACUGGCCCCCAGGAUCUGCAGGGGCAUUCCAGACCGGGCCUCCAGGUGAGGGUGUGCAGCCACUGCCACCAGACACUACGGUUCCAUCAAACUCGAAGUCACCAGCACUGGAAACUGCUCACAGAGACAGCUCCUGCAUCGGCUGCAGCUUAAUGCUACAGGAACUAUCAAUUUAUUGUUACCUCCAUUCCCUAACUCAAUAUCAAAUAGCCACAGCUGCCAAGCUCUGAGUCAGUUAUUGGUCAGAUCAGUAAAGAAGCAUGCAACACAACUCCCAGGCACCCAGAGGAGGACAGCACUCGGAGAACGAGGCCGAACCCCAGGCCUACCUUAAUCUCCUGGAUCUG
Messenger RNA from Lepus europaeus (European hare), 4164 nucleotides. It is a transcript of the gene NRDE2, whose product is annotated as NRDE-2, necessary for RNA interference, domain containing. Gene Ontology annotation, biological process: regulatory ncRNA-mediated post-transcriptional gene silencing; negative regulation of RNA catabolic process. Bases 78 to 3866 code for a protein of 1262 amino acids. The record is from RefSeq and is a predicted model, not a curated record. Lineage: Eukaryota; Metazoa; Chordata; Mammalia; Lagomorpha; Leporidae. Gene Ontology annotation, cellular component: catalytic step 2 spliceosome. Gene Ontology annotation, molecular function: protein binding. The transcript is spliced from 17 exons.